This is a messenger RNA of Cokeromyces recurvatus, 2086 nucleotides long. RefSeq names its product plasma-membrane choline transporter-domain-containing protein. Gene Ontology annotation, molecular function: transmembrane transporter activity. Lineage: Eukaryota; Fungi; Mucoromycota; Mucoromycetes; Mucorales; Mucoraceae. Gene Ontology annotation, biological process: transmembrane transport. The transcript is spliced from 13 exons. The coding region runs from base 20 to 1819 and encodes 599 amino acids. Gene Ontology annotation, cellular component: plasma membrane. The record is from RefSeq and is a predicted model, not a curated record.
CUAAAUCAUAAUAAUAAUCAUGGAGCAGUCAAUGUCACAAUUUGCAAAAGAAGCUCUAAGUAAUUUAAAGAACAGCUUCUUAAACAGUAGAAGAUAUUAUGCUCAAAUGGACCAAGAAUCGGAGAAUGAAGAAGAUAUAACAAUGUCCCAUAGUCUAUUUUAUUCGAUAUAUGAUAAUAAUGCGGAUAGUAUACCUUUGACUUUAUCAAACCCCUAUUCAGAUAGAAGUGAAUUGUUAUUUGAACAUGAAGAUUCUAGUCAUACUAAUAAUCAGGAUGUUGAUGAUGAUGAUGAUGACGACGACGACGACGAUGAAAGUCCAAAACCUUCAGCUAUUUACCUUGAUCAACCAACCACUUUUAAUCAUUUUCCCAAAGCGCUAUCUGAAUCAUUAUUACCGACUUCAACUGCAAUUCCACUUGGAAUUAAACCAUUAUCGACAAAAAUGAAAGAUAGUAGAAAAUAUAGGGAUCCAAUAUUCGCUGCAUUAUAUACCUUAUGUCUUGCCAUAUUCUUAUUGUCGAGUUUUAUAGUACUAUUUACAACUAAUAGUCGUGAUAUAGAAGAUUAUAUUAAAGGAUCCACGUUUAAAACAAUAAAAGAUAGUGCAGGUGUAUUAUCUGUUAUCAUUAUUACUGCUUUAAUGAUUGGUACUUUUUGGUUAUAUAUUUUACGUAUCUUUACAAAGACAUUUGUAUGGGGAACUGUUGUGUGCGUGCCAAUUAGCUUAACUACCAUCUUUAUUUGGACAUUAGUAGAAUCUUUACAAAACUAUUAUAUUUAUGAAGGUGAAAAAGAAGUAUCUAUUACCACAAAAGACACAGGAUUGACUAUAAUGUCGUUUAUUCCACUCAUUUUAAACUUAAUUUAUAUCAAGCUUAUAUUUGAUUAUAGGCAUAGAAUUAACAAAACAAUAUCUAUAAUAGAACUUUCGUGUGAUGUCAUAAAAUAUAAUCCUGGUGUUAUUCUUGUAUCCUUUUUACUCGUAAUUAUAUUUGUUAUCUUUUCUAUUAUUUGGAUUAUCUUGUUUACUCGCUUAUGGUUAAUUGGUCAUUUGAGUGAUAAAUCAUCUUUAUCAGGACCUGUUUGGAUUGUAAAUAAUUAUGUAUAUUCAUUAGCAGCGUUUUAUAUAUUUAUAUACAUGUGGACAGCUAGAUUAUUGAUGUAUAUGGAAAGAUUUAUAUUAUCAGCUAUUACCGCACAAUGGUAUUUUCAUCGUCAGGAACCGAUGAAUAAUAAGCCGUGGAAAAUAGCAUUUGUAAGGGCAACAAGUACUUCAUUUGGUACAUUGGCUUUGGCUAGUUUAAUUUUAGCUAUUAUUCAGUUUUUACAACUUGUAGCUAGUUUAAUGAGAAAGUAUUCAAAGACUUCUAGACCAUUUGCAAAUGUAUUAAGUUUUAUAUUGAGAUAUAUUGAUAUUCUUGUCAGUGCAUUUAGUAACUAUACAAUUUCUUUAACUGGGAUUACUGGUGAAGGUUUCUUUGCUGCUGCUCAAUCUGCAACAAAAAUAUUUAGGCGUAAUUUAUUGACAGGUGUCUUUGGUGAUCUAUUAACUCAACUUAUGUUGUAUAUUGGUGCAAGUAUAAUUGCCUUAACAUCUGGUUUUAGUGCUUAUGUUUAUGCUACACAUAAUCUUCAUUCACCACAUGGAUUUAUUGUCGGUCUUAUAGGAACACUUAUACCAUGGUAUAUGUCUCAAUUCUUUUCCUAUAUUAUGAUUAGCAUUAUAGACGCAACUUUCCUUUGUUAUGCUAUUGAUUUAGAUGCAGGCACAGUGCAUUUAUCCGCAGCUCAUACAGCUUUCUCAGGAUUUGAUUAAAAUAAUCUUUUAUACCAUUUUCAUAUUAUUAUUUGUAUAUAUAUCAUGUAGUAUUUGUAUACAUUUACAGUAGCACUAUUUAUUUAUUUAAACAUACAUAUUCGAUUAUAAAUAGUAAUUUAUACAUUCUUCUUAUCACAAGUGAAACUUUUGAGAUUCUUGUCUGUUUUUCACUCUCCUCCUAGAUAGUUCUUUCUUUAUUAUUUUAUCAAUGAAAUCAAUUUGUUAAAAUACUUUUACAAUGCUGCUAAUAAAAUUUAAAAGUUC